Enhydra lutris kenyoni (northern sea otter) is the source of this 748-nucleotide messenger RNA. Its product is annotated as orosomucoid 2. The record is from RefSeq and is a predicted model, not a curated record. Gene Ontology annotation, biological process: regulation of immune system process. Bases 31 to 648 code for a protein of 205 amino acids. The transcript is spliced from 6 exons. NCBI's taxonomy places the organism in Eukaryota, Metazoa, Chordata, Mammalia, Carnivora, Mustelidae.
GCCUGACUCCAGGUGUCUCUCCAUCUAGACAUGGCGCUGUCCUGGGCCCUUGCUGCCUUGAGCCUCCUUCCUCUGCUGGAUGCCCAGAGCCCAGCGUGUGCCAACCUCACAGCAGCGCCUAUCACCAACGCCACCCUGGACCAGAUCUCUGGCAAGUGGUUUUGUAUCGCCGCCGCCUUCCACAACCCAGACAUCAAUCAGUUGGCUGGAAUGCUCCAAGCGGGCUUCUUUUACUUGGAGCCCAACCAUACAGAUGACACAAUACUGCUCAGGGAGUACCAAACCAUUGGGAAUCAUUGCAUCCAUAACUCUACCUGUCUGAAGGUCCAGAGGGAAAAUGGGACCCUGUCCAAACACGAGUCCGGCAAAGAAGAGUUUGCCGAUCUCCUGCUCACCAAAGAUCCCAGGAUCUUCAUGCUGGGCCACUCCCUGAGAGAUGAGCAGAACAAGGGACUGUCCUUCUAUGCUGACAAGGCAGAAGUGACUGAGGAACAAAUGAGAGUUUUCCAUGAAGCCAUCACGUGCUUAGGCAUGCAGACUUCGGAGAUCAAUUACACCGAUGCAAAAAAGGAUCUGUGUGGGCCGCUGGAGAAGCAGCACAAGGAAGAAAGGCAGAAGGAAAAGGAGGGACACACAGCGUUGGAUUAGGACCCUGGGGACCGUGGGGCCCAUCCUCAGCCCUAUGCCCACCCCUUUUGUACGUCAGGUUUUUGUCUCAGGUGCAUCAAUAAAGCUUCUGCCUUUGAAA